Exophiala viscosa is the source of this 2910-nucleotide messenger RNA. RefSeq names its product beta-mannosidase. The transcript is spliced from 3 exons. The record is from RefSeq and is a predicted model, not a curated record. Bases 326 to 2887 code for a protein of 853 amino acids. NCBI's taxonomy places the organism in Eukaryota, Fungi, Ascomycota, Eurotiomycetes, Chaetothyriales, Herpotrichiellaceae. Gene Ontology annotation, biological process: carbohydrate metabolic process; glycoprotein catabolic process. Gene Ontology annotation, molecular function: beta-mannosidase activity.
GUCAUUGGAUAUUCUCGAGCCUCAUACUCCAUUGUCUUUGAGUAUGCUUCUUCUUUUCACUCCCGUGUUGCUCAAAGCGGGUUUGCAGUGAACACUAACGAAGGAAAAUCUGUCCGCAGAUCAAGAGAUAGGCUCUGUUGGACCCGGAACAACCGAGCAGAUGUCAUGUUACUGCGAUCCUUUAUGGGGCUCGACCGAUGAGGAUAUCACAGUAGACUGAUCCACCAGGUUACCUGCAUGGACUUAUAGCCGUACAGGAACAUCUUCCACUUGUUCCGUGUAUAUCUCCGUCUUCUCUGGUCUUCCCAUCUCCAUUCCAAAGAUCAUGGGCGACAUGUCUGGCCCUGCAGAUUGCCCUGUCCAGAUGGAGGUCAUCGAUCUCUCGACUGGGUGGUCGUUCAAGCAAACUGAUCAUGUCGACGAAGACGCUUGGCAUCCGGUCAAGAAGAUACCGUCGACGGUUCACCAGGAUCUUAUUGACAGCAAACGCUUGGACGAUCCAUUCGUUGGAUUCAAUGAAAUCAAGGCGGAAUGGGUUGGGCUCAAAUCCUGGACGUACCGGACCACGUUAGCAACCCCCUCUGUCUCAGGAGAAAAAAAGGUUGUGCUAGCUUUCGAUGGACUGGACACUUUCGCCGCCGUCAGGCUAAAUGGUAAAACCAUUCUCGAAAGUGACAAUAUGUUCCUGCCGCAUCGAGUCGAUAUUACCGAGGCUGCCAAAUCGACGUCCAAUCACGAAGUCGAGAUCCAAUUCGACUCUGCUUUCCUCAAGGCUCGAGAAAUCAAGAAUCAAUAUCCGGACCAUAAGUACGUUUGCUUCAAUGGUGACUCUGCACGAUUAGCAGUCAGGAAAGCACAGUACCACUGGGGCUGGGAUUGGGGUCCGCUCCUCGUGUGUGCAGGUAUCUGGAGACCCAUUCGGCUCGAGAUCUACACGGUCAGAGUCACUGACGUGCGGAUGGAUGUUGAUAUCUCCGAAGACCACAAACUCGCCACAAUAAAUGCAACUGCAGACGUUGAGGGCUUUGAGAGUCCAAAUGCACACUUCUUGGUUGACUUCAAGGUCAGUUUGGGCGGCAAGGACAUCGCCUCCAGCACCGUUGAGAUAGGUCGAGAUGGAAGAGCUUCGGUCCAGCUCAAGAUCCCGGAUCCUGAAUUGUGGAUGCCCACCGGCUAUGGCAAACAGCCAUUAUACAACGUUAGUGCUACUCUCAGCAGUGACGGUAUGCCUUUGCACACGGAGUCGCGCCGGACAGGGCUACGCACGAUCGAGCUCAUUCAAGACAAAGAUUCUCACGGACAGUCGUUCUACUUUCGAAUCAAUGGUGUCGACAUAUUUUGUGGUGGUUCCUGCUGGAUUCCAACAGACAGUUUCCUGACCAAUGUUACUCCAGAGAAGUAUCGUGCCUGGAUCGAGCUGAUGGUGCCUGCUAAUCAGAAGAUGAUUCGAGUAUGGGGUGGCGGUAUCUACGAGGACGACUCAUUUUAUGACGCAUGCGACGAACUAGGCAUCCUCGUAUGGCAGGAUUUCAUGUUCGGUUGUGGCAACUAUCCUUGCUUUCCAUCCAUUCUCAAAUCCAUCGAGGCCGAAGCUGUUGCUAAUGUUCGGCGAAUUCGACACCACCCUUGCCUGGCCAUACUCGCUGGGAACAACGAAGAUUACCAGGUACAAGAGCAAGCUGGUUUGACGUAUAAUUACGAGGACAAAAACGAAGAGCAUUGGCUGAAAUCAGACUUUCCUGCCCGGUACAUCUAUGAGUCACUUCUGCCACGAGUCUCAAAAGCAGAAGCUCCUUGGAUACAAUAUUGGCCUGGAUCACCUUGGAGUCACGGCAAGAUCAGCUCCGACACCACUAUCGGAGACAUGCACCAGUGGAAUGUAUGGCACGGCACACAGGAGAAGUAUCAAAUUUUCGACUCCUUAGGCGGACGUUUCAACUCGGAAUUUGGCAUGGAGGCAUUCCCUCACGUUGCGACCAUCAAAUCCUUCGUGGAGAAGGCGGAGGACCUGUACCCACAGAGUCAUGUCAUUGAUUUCCACAACAAGGCAGACGGACACGAGAGGCGUAUAGCCACCUACCUAGUGGAGAAUGUGAGAACAGCCACAAACUUGGAAGCCUACAUCCACCUCACGCAACUCAUCCAAUGUGAGGCGCUGAUGUUUGGAUACCGAGGAUGGCGGAAGCAGUGGGGCGACGACCGACACUGUGGUGGAGCAUUGGUAUGGCAGCUCAAUGAUUGCUGGCCAACGACGAGUUGGUCGAUUGUGGACUACUACCUCCGGAGAAAGCCAGCCUACUACGCCAUGGCGCGUGUUCUGGCCCCAGUGGCGGUAGGUGUUCGUCGAGCUCACCAUGAUUGGAGUGUGACCCAUGCUCGAGAACCCCGAACACAAGAUUGGGAACUGUGGGUUGUCAGUUCCCGGCUUACUGAGAUCACUGCCGACGUGGAAGUCAAGUUUGUGUCAGUUCGGACGGGCCACGAGAUCAAAGAGAAGAUUGUUAAAAAAGGAAUUCGUGUCACUCCUAAUGGUACGACAGACAUCUUGAAAGGACAAGUCGACAACCUGGAAGAAGAGCCCCAUGUGCUUGCGGCGCGAAUUUGGGUAGACGGGGAGCUGGUGGGACGUGACACCGAUUGGCCGCAGCCUCUCAAGUACCUGCAAUUCCCUGAACGCAACGUCAAGGUAGAGGUUGUUGGGGAUGAGAUGCAUGUCACUGCAGACAGGCCUGUCAAGUGUCUCGUGUUCGAAGAACGCGAAGGGUGUCAUUUGACCGAUAGUGCCAUUGAUGUGGUGCCCAACGACAAGCAAAUUAUCCGAAUGCGUGGACUCAAACCUGGAGCACCGCCGCUCGAUUGGACUUACCUUGGAGCUGGAGAGCAGUGAGACAGGAUCCUAGACUAUGGUGU